UCCCCUCCUCCCUCUCCUCCUUCUCCCUUCCUUGCAGUGCGCUCACAGCCUGGGACUCGCAUCUCCGGCUCCGGAGCAGGCGUUCGAGACCCCUCUUUUCUCCUUUUGCCCCAUUUUUGCCUUUUUUCUGUCCCCCACCCCCCACGGCCAUGAGGCGCCCGACCCGCCGCCUGGCGCUGUCAGUGCUGGGUGUGCUCUGGAUCGCCGCUCUCCUCCUCCUCUUCUUCGGGGCGAGGAGGAAGCCGGAGACGGAGGGACCCGAGGGCCAAACGCCAGAGGGCUCGGAGGCGGACUGGGACGACCUGUGGGAUCAGUUUGAAGAGCGGAGAUACCUGAGCGCUCGGAAGUGGAAGGGCGGAGAGGACCCGUACCGGCUCCAUGCCUUUAACCAACGGGAGAGCGAGAGGAUGCCCAGUGACCGUGCCGUCCGUGACACCCGCCACCACAGGUGUACAACUCUGCGCUAUCGCCAGGAUCUCCCUCCCACCAGCAUUGUCAUCACCUUCCACAACGAGGCCAGGUCUACUUUGCUGAGGACUAUUCGGAGUGUGAUGAACCGCACCCCAGUGCACCUCAUCCAUGAAAUCAUACUGGUGGAUGACUUCAGCGACGAUCCUGAUGACUGCCGCCUGUUGGCCAAGCUACCCAAGGUGAAGUGCCUGCGGAACAGACAGCGUGAAGGUCUGAUCCGGUCCCGCAUUCAAGGGGCAGAUGUGGCUCAAGCAGGAGUCCUGACCUUCCUGGACAGUCACUGUGAGGUGAAUAAGGACUGGCUGCUCCCGCUGUUGCAGAGGAUCAAGGAGGACCCCACACGGGUGGUCAGCCCUGUUAUUGACAUCAUCAACUUGGACACUUUUGCCUAUGUGGCAGCUUCCUCAGAUCUCAGAGGCGGUUUUGACUGGAGCCUGCAUUUCAAAUGGGAGCAGCUUUCCCCAGAGCAGAAAGCCAAACGACUUGAUCCUACAAAACCCAUUAAGGUUGGUUCUACUUCCAGAGUCAUGCCAGGUGACGAUGUUAGCUGGGGCUUUGCUUUGAGUGCUCUGCAUGGUUUCCCUCACAUUCAUAGCUUGCCGUCUCAGAUGGAAAUCUCCUUCCGUGUGUGGAUGUGUGGAGGUAGCCUGGAAAUCAUCCCCUGCAGCCGUGUCGGACACGUCUUCCGGAAGAAACAUCCCUACGUCUUUCCAGAGGGGAACGCCAAUACAUACAUCAAAAACACCAAGCGCACUGCAGAGGUGUGGAUGGAUGAAUUCAAACAGUACUACUAUGCUGCCCGGCCCGCAGCCCAGGGGAGGCCUUAUGGAAACAUUCAGAGCAGAGUAGAGCUGCGGAAGAGGCUGAAAUGCCACAGCUUCAAGUGGUACCUGGAGAAUGUUUACCCUGAACUUCGGAUUCCUGAGGAACUGCUAUAUCAGACUGGGAUGAUCAGGCAAAGGCAGAGCUGCCUGGAGUCACACAAGUCUGAAGACCAAGAGCUGCCCAUCCUGAGCUUAAAUCCUUGUAUCACCAGCAAAGGCACAUCAGCAACAGCACAGGAAUGGACAUACACAUACAACCAUCAAGUCCGUCAGCAGCAGUUGUGCUUGUCUGUGUAUACCCUGUUCCCUGGCUCCCCAGUGCUCCUGUCACCUUGCAAAGAAAGCGACAACAAGCAGCAGCAAUGGGGUAAAGUUGGGUCACACCUUGAGCACAUAGCUUCACGCUUCUGUUUGGACACUGAGACCAUUGGGGACACAAACGAGAGCACCAAAGAACUCGUCAUCAACCCUUGUGAGAGCACAGCCAUGAGUCAGCGCUGGGACAUGGUGAUGUCUUGACCUGCUUGAGGACUUACCCAGCUGGGCUGGGCACUGAGACUUGCUACACACAGUCAAGAUGCACCAGAUAGAGCUCAAAUGCAAAACCAUUGGGGAGAGGAAACAAUCAAAUAAAAGCACAGUGCUGCGGGUUGAAGAACAGACACUGAUUGCAAGGCACGUAGGCGUUACUGGUCUGCUGGCAGUUGUGUGUUCCAAAAGAAAGGAUGGCAAGAAACCAAAAUGAAACGUUUUAGAGGGACACUGGGGCUCCUGUGAUGGGCCCUGCAGAAGUUAAGUGUCUAUAGUAUUUAUUAAUCUCACUGAAAGAACAGAUAGAAGAGCCUUGAAGACCCAAAGGAGACUUGGACUCAGCAAAACAAGCAUCUUUCACAGCUUUGGGGGGCGAGGCAAGUGCAUGAGGAGGGAUGUGCCAGGGGAUGCUAAGAUAUUUCACUUGGGAACAAGUAGAAAACGUUGAGUUAUAUUGCACUUUUUAUUGCUGUGAUUGAGUUUGUCUUCUGAUAGGAGUCUGGGUGGAGCUGUGUUGUACAUUCAGAUCUGUAUGUGAUCUACAGAUACAUAUAGACACAGAACAGUCAUUUAUGGCUAUAGCCGGGAUAAAAUGGCAGGUAGUAGAGUUGUCCUAAUAGUGUGCUAACUGGGGUGACUGAAUCUCCAAAGUCCAAGCAGAGGGAUCAGUAUGUGAGAUGAAAGUAUACAAACCACUGUGAAGCUGGGAGCAGAAUUAUUUCUGCUGUCCGAAGGCCAUGGGUGAACCUCGGUCGUUGAAACUCCCCUAUAAUCUCACUAUGUGUCUCUCGCUGCUUCAUGUCUGGAAUAAGUCAAAUUUUAAGUAUUCUUCCAUAAAAAUAAUAUUUUUGGUAAUUUAAA
Messenger RNA from Coturnix japonica (Japanese quail), 2687 nucleotides. RefSeq names its product polypeptide N-acetylgalactosaminyltransferase 14 (gene GALNT14). Gene Ontology annotation, cellular component: Golgi apparatus. Gene Ontology annotation, molecular function: polypeptide N-acetylgalactosaminyltransferase activity. Gene Ontology annotation, biological process: protein O-linked glycosylation. Lineage: Eukaryota; Metazoa; Chordata; Aves; Galliformes; Phasianidae. The record is from RefSeq and is a predicted model, not a curated record.